CAACGAAUAAAGCUCCAGCAUGGCCCCAGACGUCCGACUCUGCAUAUAAAUUCUGACAGCGUGCAAGCCCUCUUUGGACUGUCCUCUCUGCCUAUCUGGACAACCGUUCUCCCUCUGUGUUGCCGUCGCUUCGUCCGUCUGCCCCUCUGUGGCUCGUCUUGUCGAAGCCCGCCCGUAGACGCUCCCGCACUUCCCCUACCGUCACCGCCUUCUGUGUUUUCCGUGCUUUUUUUGACAUCCCUUCGUUCUCGCACCGAAGCAGGACACAAUGUGUGGCAUCUUUGGUUACGUCAACUACCUGGUUGAGAAGGACAGAAAGUUUAUCCUCGACACACUCACCAAUGGUCUCGCACGGCUCGAAUACCGUGGCUACGACUCGGCCGGCCUAGCUAUCGACGGCGACAAGAGAAACGAGGUGUUGGCGUUCAAGGAGGUGGGCAAGGUUGCCAAGCUGAAGCAGCUCAUCGACGAGAGCAAGCCAGACCUCACCAAGGUCUUUGACUCACAUGCUGGCAUUGCCCACACCCGAUGGGCCACCCACGGCAGGCCAUCAAGGCUGAACUGCCACCCCCACCGAUCCGACCCCAACUGGGAAUUCGCCGUGGUUCACAAUGGCAUCAUCACCAACUACAAGGAAUUGAAGACCUUGCUGGAGAGCAAGGGCUUCAAGUUCGAGACCGAGACGGACACGGAGGCUAUUGCGAAGCUCGCCAAGUACAUCUACGAUCAGCACCCCGAUGUCGACUUCCCCGUCCUUGCGAAGGCCGUCAUCUCCGAGCUUCAGGGGGCCUUUGGCUUGCUCCUGAAGUCGGUUCACUACCCACAUGAGAUCAUUGCCGCCCGAAAGGGUUCGCCACUCGUCAUCGGUGUCAAGACCGGCAAGAAGAUGAAGGUCGACUUCGUUGACGUUGAAUACACCGAGGAGGGUACCGCCCUUCCCGCUGAGCGUGCCUCCCAGCAGGUUGCCCUGAAGAAGACGAACAACCUGCUCGCGCCUCCAGACAAGUCUCUCCUUCACCGCUCGCAAUCCCGAGCCUUCCUUUCCGACGACGGUGCGCCAAUGCCCACCGAGUUCUUCCUCUCCUCCGACCCUUCUUCGAUCGUUGAGCACACAAAGAAGGUGCUCUACCUGGAGGACGAUGAUAUCGCCCACAUUCACGAGGGCUCCCUCAACAUCCACCGUCUGAAGAAGGAUGAUGGCACCUCCAAUGUGCGCGCCAUCCAGACGCUUGAGAUUGAGCUGCAAGAGAUCAUGAAGGGCAAAUUCGACCACUUCAUGCAGAAAGAAAUCUUUGAACAGCCAGAAUCCGUUGUCAACGCCAUGCGUGGUCGUCUCGAUGUGGAGAACAAGAAGGUCACCCUUGGCGGUCUUCGCCAGUACAUUACCACGAUUCGCCGCUGCCGCAGAAUCAUCUUCCUCGCUUGUGGUACCUCCUACCACUCUUGCAUGGCUGUCCGUGGUAUCUUUGAGGAGCUGACCGAGAUUCCCAUCUCCGUCGAGCUAGCCUCAGACUUCCUGGACCGUGCUGCUCCCAUCUUCCGUGACGACGUCUGCGUCUUCGUCUCCCAGUCCGGUGAAACCGCUGACUCGCUCAUGGCGCUGAGAUACUGCUUGGAGCGCGGUGCUUUGACCGUCGGCAUAGUCAACGUGGUUGGCUCGUCGAUAUCUCUCCUUACCCAUUGCGGUGUUCACAUCAACGCCGGCCCCGAAAUUGGUGUUGCCUCGACCAAGGCCUACACGUCUCAAUUCGUGUGCAUGGUCAUGUUUGCAUUGACACUCUCGGAGGACCGCGCCUCGAAACAAGCCCGUCGCGAAGAGAUUAUGGAGGGUCUCGGCAAGAUUUCGGAGCAGUUCAAGGAGACUCUCAAACUGGAUCAGUCAAUUAAGAAAUUGUGCGAGAAGUUUAAGGACCAAAAGAGCAUGUUGCUCCUCGGCCGUGGUAUGCAGCACGCUACUGCACUUGAGGGCGCCCUCAAAAUCAAGGAAAUCUCGUACCUCCACUGCGAGGCUGUCAUGUCUGGCGAACUCAAGCACGGUGUUCUUGCCCUGGUUGACGAGAAUCUGCCUAUUGUCAUGAUCCUCACCCGUGACGGUUUGUUCGCCAAGUCACUCAACGCAUACCAGCAGGUGAUCGCCCGCAAGGGUAAGCCAAUCGUCAUUUGCAACGUUGGGGAUACCGAAUUCCCCGCGGACAAGACGGAAAAGAUCGAAGUUCCGGCAACUGUAGACUGCUUGCAGGGCUUGAUCAACGUCAUUCCUCUUCAACUCAUGGCAUACUGGCUUGCAGUUGGUGAGGGCCUCAAUGUUGACUUCCCGCGCAACCUUGCGAAGUCGGUCACCGUAGAGUAGUGGACAGGACCAGUGGAGUUCCUUUCGUUGAGAACAGAUCUCUCAGUGGUCGCAGGAACCUCGCGUGAUCGAUCCUCUGCCUCACCUGUACGGUAUAUUCUGGCGCAAUGACGAAUGAGAAAAAGGUACGGCAAUGACACAAAAGAAACUGUUUGUAGCUAGUUGGGGUUGAAGAUCUCUCGGUACGGAGCUGUAUUGGGACACGGCCGCUUUUGGCGAGCUUGAAGCCUUGUACGAGUAGGAAAUUUAUCCGAAACGUCGUGUAAAGCACGCGAAGGUACAACAGUUAGAAAUGGCUAGGUCUUUUUUUUUUU
Molecule: messenger RNA, 2664 nt
Organism: Verruconis gallopava
Lineage: Eukaryota; Fungi; Ascomycota; Dothideomycetes; Venturiales; Sympoventuriaceae
Product: glutamine-fructose-6-phosphate transaminase (isomerizing)
Exons: 5
Coding region: 269-2350 (693 amino acids)
Biological process (GO): fructose 6-phosphate metabolic process; UDP-N-acetylglucosamine metabolic process; protein N-linked glycosylation
Molecular function (GO): L-glutamine:D-fructose-6-phosphate transaminase (isomerizing) activity; carbohydrate derivative binding
Source: RefSeq, a predicted model, not a curated record